Colletotrichum higginsianum IMI 349063 is the source of this 1191-nucleotide messenger RNA. Its product is annotated as Pre-mRNA-splicing factor 38B. The transcript is spliced from 2 exons. The record is from RefSeq and is a predicted model, not a curated record. NCBI's taxonomy places the organism in Eukaryota, Fungi, Ascomycota, Sordariomycetes, Glomerellales, Glomerellaceae. The coding region runs from base 1 to 1191 and encodes 396 amino acids.
AUGACAAAUGAUAACCUCCUUACCGAUGAAUAUGUCGCCGAACUGCUCGCCAAAGAGGCGGACGACUGUUCGCUGAAAUACUCCAGUAUAGGUAUGGAGGCGUUCCGCACCGACAAAAAACCGGCCAACAUGCCUAAGCCGAACACCCGCUUUCUGCGCCACAUCAUAAAGGACACCAACACGCACAACAAGAACCUCCUCGCUAAAGAGGCCGCAGAGUCCCGCGCACGGCUCAAAGACCUCGAGCAUGCCGAGGAGAAGGAGAGGCGGAGGAAGGCAGGUCCUCAGGAUAUCCGCAGACGGCAAAUGGGAGACAUCAAGGCUAUCUUGGGAGACCGCAAGGAGAGGACGAGCCGCACGGUGCGUACCGACGAGAAGCCGCGCAAGGAGGAUGAACUGCCGCCGCGCAAGAGACAUCACAGGGAACAAAGAAGCGAGUCACCGGAACGCGACAGCAAUGCGAGGCACCACCGAAGCAGGGGGGAUGGGUCGCAUCCCGAGCGUGAUGAGCGCCGACGCCACAAGAGCGACCGGCGUAGGUCACGAUCGCCCGACGAGAAGUCUAGGAGACACCGCCACCGAUCGCCCCUGGCAGGCAAGGAUUCAGCGCCGAAGCCUCGCAGGAGCGACAAGGAGCGCAGUGGAGCCGAAGAUGCACGCGAUCUGAUGUCGAGGAGACACCGAAGCCGAGACGAGAGGACCCGCGAGAGGCCCCAGGGUGGUUUCUCCAUUAAAGGCAGCAGCCGGCGUGCGACGCAAGAGCAGGACUCGGCCACAGCGGGAUCCGACUCGGACCCGUUGGACGAGUUCAUCGGGCCGGCACCGCCGCAACAGGUUCGUUCGAGAGGCCGGGGCGCGGCGGCAGGGACGUCAGGCAUCGACAAGCGGUUUGAAGCGGACUACGACCCCAAGGCGGACGUGGAGAUGGCGGACACGGUCGACGCGGAGGAUUGGGACGACGCCGUGGAGGCCUUUAGGGACAGGCAGAAGUGGAGGCAGAACCAGGAGCAGCGCAUGCGGGCGGCGGGGUACACGGACGAGAUGAUCAAGAAGUGGAGGGAGGGCGGUAGCGGCGGCGGUGGUGAGCAGAGGGACGAGCGGGAUGUGCGGUGGGCCAAGGCUGGGGAGAAGCGGGAAUGGGAUCGGGGCAAGGAGGGCGGGCUUAGCGGGUUGUUCUCCGAGUUUAACUAA